CCGCGCACUGAACCGCGGCUCGCCAGCGCCACCCCCCAGCGGAGCGCAGCGGCUGCAGUUCGUCUCCAGCUCCUUCCUGCGGCUCUCCGCUCUCCCGUGGACACGCAGCGCGGUGCGUACAAGGCAGCCAAGUUUCACCUUCGGAGGAAAUGCCCUGGGGUCUUAGCCCGCGGUCUGCAGAUGCCAGGGGCGCGUUUCCAGGCCGACUCCGAGGGGAUCUGAACCUUGACCUCGAGGGGGCGCUAUUCGGCCUACUCGAGGGCCAGAAGGCGACAGAGAAGCCCCGGGGUCAAGGCCCUGGCAAAGGCCAGGGCAUGGAGAGCCUGAAUCGAGCUAGAGUUUUGGAGAGACUAGGGUGGAGAGCCAGCUCCCCGUGGACAAAGACGGCCGGAUCACUGACAUCCACUGACGCUGCCCAGCGCUGCCCUAAGGAGCGCGGGGCCUGUGGCGUGAACAAACUUUCCUGCAGCGGAAGGGCGGGGGAGCCCGGCUGGAGGCUUCUUCCGCGAGCCACUGCUCUCCUCCACCUGCCAGCGUUCAACCUCCGCCCAGCCUUCGCCCACCCCCAUUCCGUCCCCUCCCCCGCGCGCCUCUGUUCAUACAGACUCCUCAUCUCUCUCCUCUCCCCUCCUCCUUCUCCCUCUAGCCUUUCUCCCCCACUUUUCUCCUGUUUUUUCCUCCUGUCUCUUCUUUUGUAUUCUCUCCUCCCUCGCCGCCCGGCGCUUCUCUCCUCCUCCGGGCCGCAGGGGAGGAGGUAAGCGCGCCGCGCCUGGGGCCUGCGCGGCGCAGUGGGAGGCGUUUCUACUACUUCUCCCGGGUAAUUUGGAGAGAUUGUAUGUGCGCGCGCGCGUGAGCUUAGGGCGAAAAGGGGUAGGAUCCUGCGCCAAGCAGAGAGGGUCAGGGUCUUUGACGUUCUCACCAGCUGCACAAACCUUCCGGAACAAGUGUGAGUGUGGCGAGAGUGCGCGCGCGCACACGGGCUGGCUGCGCUCGGCAGGCUUGGUGGCCCGGGGCCCCAGGGCCCGGGGGCUUGUCUGGCGGCCCGGGAUUACCGUGACGUCACCUUGAGCCUCUGGCCACCUUGGACUGGGGCACCUCGGGAGCCGCACAGCCCCGCGCCGCGCCUCACCUUGCCUUGCCACCGCGCGCUUUUGGGAACCCGCAACCUCUCCCUUCCCCUGCCCAUCCAUGGGCCCUACUGUCUUCCGGACCACGCGGGCCGGAGGGGAGCCUUCUGGAGCGCAGGGCUCGGCAGCCAGGCUGCCUUCGGCUCUGCCUCCAGUCGCGCCAAGCGGGCGGAGGACCCGGCGCUGGGCACGGGCAGUCGUGUAAGGAACAGAGGCCGCGGACGGCUGGAGGCGCAGAACCGCGGGGCUGAGGCGGGAACUCGCAAGAGAACAGGGAGGCGGGUCAGGUAUAGCCACCAUGUCCUUCUCGCACUUCGGACACCCGUACGGCAGCGCUUCCCAGUUUCUGGUGUCUGCAAGUUCCAGCGCCACUUGCUGCGAAUCUGCCCCGCGCUCGGUCCCAGACGUGGCCUCAGGCUCCACCCCGGCGGCUGCACUCUGCUGCUCACCCUACGACAGUCGGCUGCUGAGCAGUGCGAGGCCUGAACUGGGCGCGGCCUUGGGCAUCUAUGGAGCUCCCUACUCGGCUGCUGCAACUGCCCAGAGCUACCCAGGCUACCUGCCCUACAGCCCGGAGCCGCCAGCACUGUACGGGGCGCUGAAUCCACAGUAUGAAUUUAAGGAGGCUGCAGGGAACUUUACACCCAGCCUGGCGCAACCAGGAGCAUAUUAUCCCUAUGAGCCGACGCUGGGGCAGUACCAGUAUGACCGGUACGGAGCAGUGGAGUUGAGCGGUGCUGGGCGCAGAAAAAAUGCCACCCGUGAGACCACUAGCACUCUCAAAGCUUGGCUCAACGAGCAUCGCAAGAACCCCUACCCCACCAAGGGCGAGAAGAUCAUGCUGGCCAUCAUCACCAAGAUGACCCUCACUCAGGUGUCCACCUGGUUCGCCAAUGCACGCCGGCGCCUCAAGAAGGAGAACAAGAUGACUUGGGCACCCAAGAACAAAGGCGGGGAGGAGAGGAAGGUGGAGGGUGGAACAGAGGAAUUGCUGGGCAGCCUAACCGGUGACACCAAAGACGCUACUGCUAGCCAAGAGGCCCGGGGGCUCCGGCUGAGUGACCUGGAAGACCUGGAGGAAGAAGAAGAUGAGGAGGCAGAUGAAGAAGAGGAAGUGGUCACAGCUACGGACAGGCUGGCUGAGCUCCAUAAAGACAGUCAGUCUCUGCCAGAGGUUCAACGUGCCGCCGCGCGAGAGGGCCGGCCGGAGCGUAGGGAGUGCAGUCUGGCGGCGCCCCGCUUCUCCUUCACUGAGCCCCGCGGGUCGGGAGAAGCAGACUUCCUCCGGGUUGAGCCAGGAGGCCCCAGGUUGACCAUGCACUACCCAUGCAGCGAGAAACCUCGCAUCUGGUCUCUGGCGCACACGGCGGCAGCCAGCGGCGGCGUCGAAGGGGCACCUCCAUCCCUGCCCAGGACGCGAAGUCCUGAGUGCCAUCUGAUUCCUGGACAGCCUCCGGGCUCGGGCACGAGACCCACGGUCCGUAGAGACUCCGCGUGCGAAGAGCCUUCUCGAGUAGCCAAAGCCUUUGGAAACCGCACGUUUGCCCUCCAGGGUCUGCCGCCGAAUUGUGCGCCGUGUCCGUGGCGGAGGGAGCCUGCAGCGCAGUGCCAGUACCCGUCGGGAGCUGAAGCAGGUUAGCGCAAUGGCUGCGAUUUGCAGAAGAAUCUUGGAAGUAAGCCCUAAUUUUUCGAACUCACCUCCACACUAAGAAGCUGAGAGACCUCGCCAGGGUCUGGGGCUCUCACUUCGCCUAAGAGACAGACACACAGAACCCUCCUACUAGCCCUCCUUGCACGCAGAGCUGGGAGUGGCUGACAGACAUGCCAGAUCCCACUCCCACGGAGGAGGUGGCAGGGCACCUUGGAGAAGGCCAGGUGGGAAGGCUGGGCGAGUCUGCCUGGUGCAUCGACUCAGUGCCCAAGUCUCCGUCUCCCCUUUGGAUUCAGGGUCUGAAGCUGCUCCCUCUCCUGCUCACUCCCAUCACCCUCACUUUGUAACUUCAAUGCUGACCUGGCCCCCAAGGACCACCUGCGUCUUCUCCCUGCCUUCCCACUCCUUGUGUCCUUAAAAAUAAUCAAACCAA
Molecule: messenger RNA, 3211 nt
Organism: Vicugna pacos (alpaca)
Lineage: Eukaryota; Metazoa; Chordata; Mammalia; Artiodactyla; Camelidae
Gene: IRX6
Product: iroquois homeobox 6
Biological process (GO): neuron differentiation; regulation of transcription by RNA polymerase II; cell development
Cellular component (GO): nucleus
Molecular function (GO): DNA-binding transcription factor activity, RNA polymerase II-specific; RNA polymerase II cis-regulatory region sequence-specific DNA binding
Source: RefSeq, a predicted model, not a curated record